UUUUAAUUUUUCACGAAAUUUGCCGUAACCUUAUCUCCUUCAACAAUGAGCUACUAACAUCAGAAGAGAAUAGAAACAAAAGAAGUUCUAUUAUUUUUUAUUGCGCAACUUGAAUACGAAAACAACACGUAGAAGUACCACAAUUUUAAAAACAUGCACCCCAUUCAUCGAAUACUUUAUGCCUUCGGUCCCCGUACCUGUAGCUUACCACUACUUCUUAAGAAGACUUUAAAUAGUUCAAUUAUGACAUCUCCGAUAAAUGCACGCUGCAAUUCUUCAUUUGUGCUCGCUACUGAAUCAUCUGAUAAGGGCUUGAUUAUCCUUAACCGGCCCAAAGCUUUGAAUGCCCUCAAUUUGGAUAUGGCAAGGAAAGUAUAUAAACAUAUGAAAAAAUAUGAGCUUACCAAAUCAAUGGUAAUUAUCAAAGGUGCUGGUGAAAAGGCUUUUUGCGCCGGUGGCGAUGUACGAUCCAUAGUCGAAGCAGGUCCCACUGAGGAGUCCAAGGCAUUUUUCCGUGAAGAAUAUACCUUAAAUGCAUUAAUCGGAAAUUAUAUUAUACCGUACAUUGCUCUUAUUGAUGGCAUUACAAUGGGUGGCGGAGUUGGUCUCUCCGUUCAUGGCAAAUACCGUGUAGCAACUGAACGUACACUCUUUGCAAUGCCCGAGACAGCUAUUGGGCUCUUCCCCGACGUGGGCGGCUCAUAUUUUUUGCCACGGUUAGAGGGAAAACUAGGCCUUUUCCUUGGCCUUACAGGGUUUCGGCUAAAAGGUGACGAUGUAUUAAAAGCGGGUAUAGCGACGCACUACUGUGAGAGUACAAAAUUAGAAGAUUUACAAAACGAUCUGCUUAAUUGUAAGGAUACCGAUACAGUACCUGAUAUCCUUGAAAAAUAUAACACACCAUCGAAAAAAGAUUUUAUUCUGAAUGGAGUCAUGGAUAAAAUAAACAAAUGUUUCACUGCUGAUUCUGUUGAGGAAAUUGUUCAGAACUUGAAAAGUGAUGGAAGCGAGUGGGCGAAUAAGACUUUAGAGACGCUUGGAAAAGUUUCGCCAUUAUCAUUAAAAGUAACAUUUCGAGAAUUGGAGUUGGGUUCAAAAUUGCUGUUGCCACAAUGCUUAAAAAUGGAGUAUCGUAUGGUUGUUCGCCACUUGGAAGAUAGUGACUUCAAGGAAGGUGUGCGUGCCCUACUCAUUGAGAAAGAUCAAAAGCCCAAAUGGAAUCCCCCCACUCUGGAAGCAGUGACUGAGGAGCGUGUUGAUUGGUUCUUCCGAAAGCUCCCUGAUACCGAAGAGCUGAAAUUGUAACAAUGAUAUUGAAUUCCUAAUCAGUUUGAAAAGUCAAUUAAAGAUCAUAAGCUAGAACUCCACAUCAGUCCUUUCAGGCGUUGCCACGUACACCGCAUAGCUUUAUGUCUUACAAUUUAAUAUAUUUUAUAGUUUUAUAUGCCUUAUAAUUCUAUGUAUUUUAUAAUUUUUUUUUUAUUAUAAUAGAAUUUUUUAAUUCGAAAGUUUACAACCUAUAUUUUAUAUAAAUAACAUUAAUACAUAUUUCUUUUGACAUAAGAUAAUAAUUAUCCUACAAAAACUAUGUCCACCUAUAAAACUCAACACAAAAAAGUGUGAACAUAUACUUAUAGUAUACAACGGUUAAUGAAUGCAUUUAUUUAGAAAUUACGAUAUUAAAUAAAAUACAAUUUUUUAUGCCUAUAAGUGUCA
Molecule: messenger RNA, 1716 nt
Organism: Anastrepha ludens (Mexican fruit fly)
Lineage: Eukaryota; Metazoa; Arthropoda; Insecta; Diptera; Tephritidae
Gene: Hibch
Product: 3-hydroxyisobutyryl-CoA hydrolase, mitochondrial
Exons: 3
Coding region: 154-1305 (383 amino acids)
Biological process (GO): L-valine catabolic process
Cellular component (GO): mitochondrion
Molecular function (GO): 3-hydroxyisobutyryl-CoA hydrolase activity
Source: RefSeq, a predicted model, not a curated record